This is a messenger RNA of Oxyura jamaicensis (ruddy duck), 2109 nucleotides long. RefSeq names its product zinc finger protein 79-like. Gene Ontology annotation, biological process: regulation of transcription by RNA polymerase II. The coding region runs from base 330 to 1472 and encodes 380 amino acids. Gene Ontology annotation, molecular function: RNA polymerase II cis-regulatory region sequence-specific DNA binding; DNA-binding transcription factor activity, RNA polymerase II-specific. NCBI's taxonomy places the organism in Eukaryota, Metazoa, Chordata, Aves, Anseriformes, Anatidae. The record is from RefSeq and is a predicted model, not a curated record. The transcript has 5 exons.
CACCUUACCCUGAGGAAGCGGCGAUGACCGACGGCUAGCCGGGAAGGCAGCCCGCUGAUUGCCGCCUGGCUGAAGACGCAGCCACCAGCAGCCAGGACACCCACCCGGCCCCGCUCCCCCUCCCGGCCUCCCCAGCUCGGCGGCGUCCCGGGGGCAGGGCAUGCCGGGGCAGGGGCCGCAGGGGCCGGGCAGCCGCGGCGAGGACGUACAGCCAGCGGCUGGGCCGGGCGCAGCGUGUCCCUGCCAUUUCGGGCCCCUGCGGGAGCUUAGGGUUGGCACAUCGUAGCCCCGGGGCCAGCCGUCAGCCCCGAGCCCCGGUGGGGGUGAAGAUGGAACCAGCAGAAGAAAUCACAUUCUCUGAUGUCCAGAAGCAUGAAAAGAGUUUUUUUGCAGGUUAUACAGGGGACUGCAUUUUGACUGAAAGUGAAGGAGAAAGUGACAUCCUGGAAAGCCCUGAGCAAGAUGUACCGCUUCAGCUACCUGAAACCCACAGUCCAGGCUGGGUGGCAGCCAGACUGCAACAGCAUCAGAGAGCAGCGUGCAAUAAACCUGCUCGCCGAGGAAGAAGAGGCUCCAGGAAACUGACUCUCAUUGCUAAUCAGCAGACGCUACACACAGAUGAAAAGCCCUACAAGUGUACUGAAUGUGGGAAAGGCUUCAAGGGGACCACUACUCUGCUGAACCACAUGAGAGUCCACACAGGAGAAAAAACAUUUGAAUGUUUAGAAUGUGGAAAGAGAUUUAACAGAAAAGCUGGCCUGGUAGUGCACAGGAGAGUCCAUACAGGAGAGAAGCCAUACAAGUGCGAGGAAUGUGAGAAGAGCUUUGGCUGUAGUUCAAAUCUUAUUGCUCACCGCAAAAUCCAUGCUAAAAAGAAAGCCUUUUCUUGUGAUACACACAGCCAAAGUGGAAGCACGGUGCUGUCUCAGCAUCAGAGAGCCCAUAUGGAUGAGAAGCCCUGUGGGAGUGCUGAGUGUGGAAAUAGCAUCUGUCCAUAUUCAGGCUUCAUCAAACGUCAAGGGAUUUAUGUGACAGAGACCCCCAGUGAAAACACAGCAGGUGCAAACUGUUCGGAACUUACAUCUCAGCAUCAUGAAGAACAGCAAAUGAGUGGUACAGAGAAACUUGAUAUGGAUCAAUCAAAUCUUAUUUUUGAAGAGUUGAAGAAAACGAGGGAAAAUAUGGACAUGCUUCUUCUGAAUCAGCAAAGUCAGCUGCAGGUCCUGCAACAAAUUCAGAAACAACUAAAUAUACUCCUGCCAGGCAACGAUCUCAUUAAUUCAAAUGUUUAUAGUUUAGGACUGCUGCUAGGACGGCAAGCCGCUGCAAUGGCAUCUCUUUCUUUUCCCCUUCUUAAUCCGAGCAGUCUCCUCCCUCAAAGUACCUGCCACUCAUCCCAGUCAUCUGCUCCUGAAAUUCUCCCUUCCAGUCAGCACCCAACCUCUCAAUUUCCUGCAGCUUCUACAACUUGAUCAGCUUUGUGCUAUGAAUGUGUCAAAUGUAAACUAAUGCAAAUACAAUUUUAUACUGUCUUCUCAUUCUACAUUACAACACAGAGAACAUGUUUGAAACUCUGGUACCUUUGCAGAUGCUGACCCUAAAAUCAGAUUUUGAAGGAUGCAUCAACUAAUAUAAGCUGAUCAAAUCCAUUCAUUCAUUGCAGUAUGUGGAGGUGUUGGCCAGCAAUGUGUUUUGUCAGGGCAGCUCAAGAGAUUUUUUAUCACCAAGAUGCAGUUAAAUGGAACAUCCACAUAUAAGAUACUGCAUUAAAUUUAAGCAUUGGUUUCUAAAAGAUAAAUCCUUAAUAUGUACUUUGGUCACUGGACCUCUCCUAAUGAGCUGAAGCUGAUGAUAAAAUAUUCAAGGAUGCUUUAAGCAACUCCUAUUAAGUAAUUUAUGUGUGUUGCUUACACACAUCUGUAAAGGGUUAAAUUCAACUGCAGCACUAUUCCCAGCAUAAUUUACAAAAACUUCUUUCAUUCAGGAAAGCUUUAAAUUUAGGUGACUUUAACUGAUUCUCAGGCCAGCAUUACUACAAAAAACAGAUUUAUUAUUUUCUUUAAAAACAAAACACCAUUCAUGUUUACUUUGCUUCUCAAGAUUUCUUGA